Parnassius mnemosyne (clouded apollo) is the source of this 1002-nucleotide messenger RNA. Lineage: Eukaryota; Metazoa; Arthropoda; Insecta; Lepidoptera; Papilionidae. The record is from the annotation of a GenBank genome assembly.
GGACAAUGACAAGCUAUUAGAAGAAUGAAGAUAAUUUACGAUAAAAAUGAAGUUAUAAUGGAUGGCAGCCGUACCUAAUUAAUUGCAUUUAAUAUUUACGCAUGUUUAUGAUUAAAAAAUGUAUGGAAUCCGAUUUUUUCCAAAAAUUUUGUGCUAUCAACGAUCUUUUACUUUCUUUAAUUAUGCAAGACACCUACAUAAUGUAAGCGACAGGAUUUUAAAUAAAAGAACAUAUAGCUCAGUAGCAGUAGAGGAUAGUUAUGUAAAAAAAUUCAUGAAUGCUGUGGGUUGGAUGGAUCAGUCUAGGACGCGACUUAAACUGACGGGAUAUUUUCUCUAUGAAUCUGUACCAGAAAAAGUGGCAUACGAUGAAUGGUUUGAGAAGUUACAACUACCAGACACUUUCGCAUCAUGGUUUACAGUCACAGAACUCCAUGUAUGGUUACUUUUAGUAAGGUAUAUGGCUGAAGAUGUUACGUCCAUUAGCACAGACAAGAAAAAGUAUAUCAAAGGGGAUGGACAUUUUGUGAGAAAUUGUAUAAUUGAAGCUUUAUGGGCAGAUGUUGCUAAUAGGAUUAAACUUCUAGAGGGUGCAAAUCCGGUGAUAGCCAGAAAACAAGUAUCAGAGCUAUCAGAGCAGUUUCAAGCAGCAUUGGUUGCAUAUGAUGAAGGUCUGAGUGAAGACAGAAUUAUGGCUUCAGCGGUCUGGAGGAGAUUCUACGCAUUGUCGGACGAAGUUAAAGCCGAAAAUAUUGAAAGCGUUGUACAUUUUAUUCGGCAUCAGGUAUCAGAACUUGACAAGAUAUCGAGUAAAGAUUUAAAAUGGAAACCUAAUUUUACCUGGUUAAGUAUCAAUGAUCACUAACUUAAAAACGAGUGUAAAUACAACAUGUAAAAUAAAUAACACUAUACAAUGAUUGAUUAUUGUUAUUUAUUGUUUUUUAGUAGUAAAAAUAGUAAUGAUUAUGCUUUGUGUUUUGAAUAAAACUCUUUCCGAAGCUC